Messenger RNA from Bacidia gigantensis, 762 nucleotides. RefSeq lists its product as uncharacterized. Bases 1 to 762 code for a protein of 253 amino acids. Gene Ontology annotation, cellular component: GARP complex; EARP complex; membrane. Gene Ontology annotation, biological process: lysosomal transport; retrograde transport, endosome to Golgi; Golgi vesicle transport. NCBI's taxonomy places the organism in Eukaryota, Fungi, Ascomycota, Lecanoromycetes, Lecanorales, Ramalinaceae. The transcript has a single exon. The record is from RefSeq and is a predicted model, not a curated record.
AUGUCAACAGCGUCUCCUGUGCCUCGUGACUCCAUCUCGUCAACUCCAAACUCCUCUCGUACCCAAUCUCCGGCCCCUCAACCCCGUGCUCGGGCAAAUCGCAGCGCCCUCCGCGACUAUUAUGGCCUCAAAUCUACCGCUAAACCCGCCGAAUCCUCCGAACUAUCCCCUAAGCUCCUAAAUGAAGGAUUCCAUGGUGGCGUUAAGCACAGCGAGCUCGACGAAGAAGGGUUUGAUGCAGAGGCAUAUGUCCGCAAAUUGGUUGCUACAAAGCACCUCGAGGAGGUGCUGAGGAUCGAGGGAGACCUCAUUGGAGAGAUUAGGAGUCUGGACAGCGAGAAAAAAGCGCUCGUAUAUGAUAAUUACUCAAAAUUGAUUACUGCUACCGACACAAUCAAGAGGAUGAGGGAGAAUAUGGGGCCCCUUAUGCCAAAAGAUGGAAGUUUAAGCGAAGAUGUUGGUAAGAUUGCUGGCAUGGCCGGUGAACUAGCGAUGAAAGCACAGGGACCGUACGUAAAGAAAGACCAAGAGAAAAUUGGCAGCGAGAACGAGGAGAGUAGGUUGAGGAAGAAGAGAGAGGCGGAAACAGUGAGAUGGGUCCUGGAAGCGCCCCAGAGACUAGAAAGUCUGAUAGGUCAAGGGAAAAGAAGUGAAGCCGCGACGGACUGGAACGAGAUUAGAGAGCUAUUGAACAAGUGGCAGGGUGUGAGGGGCGUUGAGGAAAUACGACGUCGAUGCGAGAAAGCCGUGGCAAAGACGUAA